This is a messenger RNA of Fundulus heteroclitus (mummichog), 5294 nucleotides long. RefSeq names its product tripartite motif containing 66 (gene trim66). Bases 346 to 4050 code for a protein of 1234 amino acids. Gene Ontology annotation, molecular function: protein binding; zinc ion binding. The record is from RefSeq and is a predicted model, not a curated record. Lineage: Eukaryota; Metazoa; Chordata; Actinopteri; Cyprinodontiformes; Fundulidae. The transcript is spliced from 18 exons.
CUGCGAGACUUUGAAUCUCCAAAAUUUUGUCCGGACCAAAGAGCGUCAUCCGAUGAGGGGGGAUCGCCGCCCGGAGAUGCUCGGGUCAAGAGCGGAGUCCUACACUUGGAUGAACCGUGGGAGGAGAGAGCGCCGCGAGGUUGUCAUGUAGCUGUCUCCUCUGGGGGCCACAUCUCGGUUUGUGCUGCUUCCUGCCUCAGGUAGAAGCCUCCGUGUUUCUGCUGCCGUGGCUUCAGGGGCUGCUCUCUCUCUCUCUCCCUCCCUCCCUCUCUCUCUCUCUCUCUCUCUCUCCUCUCUGCUCCCUCCAGCUGAGCAGGCAAAACAUCCUCUGCUCCAGGCACGAAAAUGGAGAAGAUCUGCUCAGAGUGCACAGAGCCGACACUUGCACAAAGUCUGUGUACGCUGUGCAACAAGUGGCUGUGCUACCAGUGCACCGACGUGCACCAGCACCAGAGAGUCUCCUCCCAGUAUGCAGAUUCGUUCCAGCAGCAGCAGCAGCAGCAGCAGCAGCAGCAGAGGCCCAGUGCCGCCCAGUGUCCUGACCUGCACCAGAGAAGCUCCGGCUCACUGCCUCCUACUGGACAAGGCCCCGGGUCGUAUCCUUGCUCCCUCCUCAUGUGCCACGCUCACCGACAGGAGCCCUUGGAACUUUUUUGUGAGUCAUGUGACCUUUUGUGCUGCAGCAGCUGUCACCUGUCCUCCCACAAAAACCACAGGGUGGUGCAGAUUGGCAAGGCCCUGCAGGAUCAGCAGUGGCUGUUUGAAAACCUGAUGAUGCAAGUGGAAGAGAGGCGGUCUUCGGUGGAAAACAGUGCAAAGCAAAUAGAAGACAGGCUGCAUGGAGUAAAGAUUGCACACAGGAAGGCAGAGAACCAGAUUAAAAUGGCAAAGAUGAUUAUGAUGAACGAGCUUAACAAACGAGCCAACCUAUUAAUAGAGCAACUGGAGAUUUCAGAGGAGUUUCAGCAGCGUCUGGAGGACCAGCUGCAGGGGGCAAUAGAGAUCUGUGGCCAGCUGGACCACAUUCAGAAGUUCAUCACCAGGGCCACGACCCAUCACUGCAGAGGCCCGGUGCUCUUCAGCAGGGCUCUGAUUUCCCUUCAGAUGCAGCAGCUGCUGGAGGCGUCCCUCCAGGCAGACUCCUGGAGUCCCGUCAAGAUCAAAUUCAACUGGGAUGCAAGUUACUGGACCAAGCAGAUUUCCUCUUUCGGUCAGCUAACUGUUGAGGGGGGAAAUUGCUCCUAUCCUCCAGGAUUGCCCUGUCCCAGCAUUUUAAGGCCACAGCCCGUCGCCUGUUUGGCUCCGCCCGCCAUGUUUCACCGAGGCCGAGAGCCAGGCUGUGGCUACCAGGCCUGCUGCGAGCCUCAGAUGUGUUGCCUGCACGGCAUUCCCCCUCAGCCGGAGAUGGCCACUCUGGACAAAAGCCAGAUGGAAAGCACUCUGUUUAACUCCAGCUGUACUCAGCCUGCUCACUUCUCCGCUUCGCUGCACCAGAAUCAGCAGCUCCAGAGGUUUUGGGACACAGAGAGCUCCCUGCAGUUCCCUCCUCCUACAUCUCCUCUCCCAGGACCAAUCCAGCUGAGCUGCAGCCAAGGAUCCGCAUCGCAAGAUCCUCAGCCUGUAACUUAUGUCUCCUGUCACCAACUUCAGAGAGAAAUACCCCCAGACAGCCAGACUCAUCUCAGCGCUGACCGCAGCGGUCCCGAAAAGUGUAAGGGCAGGUUGUCCACGAGCCCGGCUCUGCAGCGAGAGGCCAGCCACAACGCGAGGGACAAAGAUGCGACGACGGGGAAGACAUGGGAGGAGAGGCGUAGAGGGGAGAAGACCUGCGAACAGACGUCAGAAGAUGAGAGCAGAGAGCUUCUGGAUGAGGAGCUGGAGGCAGACAGAAGGGAUCAGAGUCCGGUCCAGCAGCUGCAGCUUCAGGCUUGUUUAGCUGUGGACCAGCAGAGGACAAGACCUGCUCUCACGCUCAGAGUGCAUCGAGACAGCAAGAGGUCCACGUCCCUGGAGGCGUCCGCCAGGGCCCACGAGCGUGCAUCUGAUGUACAGAGCAGCAGGCUCAGCCCCGGUUCGGUGUGCGCGACGAGGAAGAGGCGCUCCCGGAGCAUCCCAACAGAACUGGCGGGCCCGCCCUGCAGCCGUCACGCUGAAAAGCCGCCUGCAGGAUGCACGAACGGCCAGCAGUGUGAUAUCCUGGAUCUAAAACAAAGGAGAGCUUCAGAUGGAGCACUUUGUAUCGUCAAUGAGUCUGACUCUACCCAGACCGAAAGGUUGUCUCCCUCACUGCCAUAUAAGACAGAACCAGAUCACCCAACUGCUUUUGUAUACGAAGAGAUUGGUCAAGGAGCCCAGGAGACGCACAGACUGCCAAGAAACAGCAUCAGCAGUAACGGAGAAGCCCUGAAGGACUCGGGGAGGUCCAGGGUUCCAGUGGUUUGCCUGGAGCGGCUCAAAAUACUCGUGUCGCAGCUCCCCCCACACGGACGAAGACAAAGCGACCCUUUGCCCGCCAGCGAGACAGACAAGAGCGAAGGCCUUCCCCUGCACAGCACGUGGCACCCGGUAAUGCAUCUGGGAACAGCCGGGGGGUCUGACACCAGAAGGACCCACCGCUCUCUCACGGUGCGACCCGCUCGCAGCCCGUCUGCCACCUACUCUGACACCUGUGACUUUAGCAGCAACAACAGCAGGAGACUUGGCUCCCACACAGCAUCCACGCAGCUUCCCACUGACUCCAAAUGUGCGGCAGAAAGUUACUCUGCGCUCGAUCUGGAUUCUGACUCAGAUCCCAGGUCAGUUUCGGAGGACGUCGUCUGUUAUCAGACUGGUCCAGGCCUUCCGUCAAACUCGGACGGAUCACUGGAUUCUGAUCCAAACGCAGCAUCUUCCUCUGAGGCUGAGUUUGAGCUUGUUGCUGGAAGAGAAUCGGCAGGUUCAGGUGAGCUUAGGCAGUGUGGGGAUUCAGAACCGAGCCUUGAGUAUGAGGCGGAGCCAGACACGGAUGCCGGAGCAGGGUCAGACGACGCUCAAGGGCUGGAUGCCGAUGCAGAAUCAGGGGAUGCUGAAACCGAGUCUGACACCCAGCCUGAAUACGAUCCCAGCUUUCAGGCCGAAACCGACUCGGACGCUAUAUCCGGCCAGCCUCCACAUUCUCAGGGCUCCGUGGAGUCCGAUCUCGACUUGGAGUCGGAACCCGAGCCGACAACCGAUGACCCCCAGCCGCUUCGUUCCGACCUGGAGGAGGAACCGCAGAUGGGUCCAGGUCCGAGGCAGCUCCUGAUUGCAAACCCUGCAGCUCACAGGGACACAGAGGAGAUUCAGACAGAGCAGGACGUGGACGAGAUGGAGAGCGAGGACUUCUGUGCUGUCUGUCUGAUCGGAGGGGAGCUGCUGUGCUGUGAUCGCUGUCCUAAAGUCUUUCACUUAUCAUGCCAUGUUCCGCCUCUGCUCAGCUUCCCCACCGGGGAUUGGGUGUGCAGCGUUUGCAGAGAUGCGUUGCAGCCUGAAGUUGAAUACGACUGUGAGAAUGAGAGAUCAUCUGGAGCAAGCACUGCGCAUGGACUGUCUUCUUGCGAUCAGAGAAAAUGUGAGCGGCUGGCGCUGCUCAUUCUCAGCAACAUCUUGAGCGCUCCUUUCCACGAACCCGUCAGUCCACUUGCACGUCAUUACUACCAGAUCAUCAAGAGGCCGAUGGAUCUGUCUGUGAUCAGAGCAAGGCUUGAUAAGCGGAGUCUCAGACAUUACAGCUCCCCGGACCAGUUCGUUGCCGACGUCUAUCUCAUGUUCCGCAACUGUGCGAAGUUUAAUUACCCCGACUCUGAGGUGGCCCAAGCAGGUCGCAGCCUUGAGGCAUUCUUCACGUCAAAGCUGAAAGACGUUUUCCCAGACAGAGAUUUCCCCAUGGCUGAGGUCGACUCUGACAGCGAUGAGUACGACGAGGCAUGCAGGACCGCCGAUGGCGGCUUCCUCUGGCCAGAGAGGAGGGAGCAGUGUCACAGGAAGAGGAAGAGGAGGCAGUCACUCAAGUCCAGGAGGCAUCACUUCUAGCUAAAUGGAGAUGGGAAAGAAACUGUACUCACACUUUUUUUUUAUUAUAAAUUGAUGAUUUUUAAGUGGCAGCCUAUGGAGGGACAAGAGAGAUUUUAUUCAUCCUUAGACGACCGAUGUUGUAGUUUGUUGUAAAAUGUCAGUUUUGCCAUCUGAUGGCAGCAGAAUAUGUUUUCUUUAGUUAUUCUUCCUGCAGGCAGCUAAUCAAAGGAGCUGAACGUGUAAAAACUAGUUUUGGUGGCAGAGAGUAUGCAGCAGAGUUUAUGGAGUUCCUCAUGUAGCCAUAAGAAAGUUCACUGUAUUUCUGUAAGAGGUUUUUUUUUUUUUUUUUUUAUCAUAUCACAUUAUAACCCUCUGAUGCACUGCACUGCUUAAUGCUUUAUCUAUUUACACGUAGACAUGUAAACAUGCACGCUUUCUGCUCUAUGCUGUAUUGUACAGACGAGAUGCUGUAGCCGGAUGUUUUUGGAACCUUGUAUUAUGUGGACUUCUUUUUUUUUUUUUUAAAAGUGCCAUUGGUUCUCAAUAUAAACAAACCGUUAAAAUGUUAGAGCUGGUAAAGUCUGUAACCUUUUCACUCGUAUAUGUUCAGCAUAUUAUACAUGUUUUGCCUGCACAAUUCUCCUGUUGUUUCCCGCUGCAAAAAGAAACAACUUUGGUUUCUUCUUGACACAAUUUGGGUUCUGGUAUGUCAUUCAAAAAGCAGCUGAACAUCAUCUUUUAUUUUGUCCUUUUCACCAGAGAGAAUUAGGAGGUGACAGACUGUGAGCACUAGACCUUCGGAUAAAGCUAUAAGGAUAAGAAAUAUAUUGACAUAGGAUUUUAUGUGUUAAAAAAGAGAUUUACAUUGAAUCAUGAGUAUGUAAAAUAAGAGCCAUUGAUGCUCUACAAAAACUUGUAAAUCCUUCCUAUUUAUAUAACUCAGGCGGAAUAAGAAAGUAUGCCCUAGAUGUUAUUCAUUGCUCUUAAAAAUGUCAGUGUUCCUUGUACAGUCAAUGCUGUUUUUAAAAGGAAAUAUGUAGAUUUAUAACACCUCAGAUCAUUUCCUGUUUACAGAUACUUUAUGCUACUGCAGCUUACACUAGACAUUGCCUGAAUCUUAACCAUGUCAUAGAUGAAUGUACAAUAUAUGUCAUUAAAUGUAGUACUUACUUUUGUUUUGAAGAAGAAUAACCAACUUUCCUUACAUCCUCUCUUUGAGUUAUAAAAUAAACAGACACAAUAUACUAGCUUGUUGAAAUAUA